CGACCGCGAGCGAAGUUAGUUUUCGUCCCCACUUGCAGAGCCCGCUCGGGCAGCUUUCUCGGAACAAGUGACAGGUUGGGCCACGAAGGCAGCCGGUGGGGGAGAAGGCGCUUAAGGUCCCGCGUCCUGACCCCAGGUCUGCGGCGCCGCCGUGCACCCGCUGUGUGACCCGGGCGCGCCCGCCUCCCGGCUCUGGACCUCUCGGGUUCCAGGAAGAGGAGAGGGUUGGACCAGGUGGACUCCGUGCCCUUGUGGCCCUUUCUCCCUGAAAGCCCGGAAGGAGAGGCAGGCAGGUUGCUCCAGGACCAGCAGGAUGGGGUCAGCCUGUAUCAAAACCACCAAAUACUUCCUCUUCCUCUUCAACUUACUCUUCUUUGUCCUGGGCGCGGUGAUCAUGGGCUUCGGGGUGUGGAUCCUGGCUGACAGGAGCAGUUUCAUCUCUGUCCUGCAGACCUCCUCCACCUCGCUCAAGGUGGGGGCCUACGUCUUCAUCGGCGUGGGGGCCUUCACCAUGCUCAUGGGCUUCCUGGGCUGCAUUGGUGCCGUCAAAGAGGUCCGCUGCCUGCUGGGGCUGUACUUUGCCUUCCUCCUCCUGAUCCUGAUCGCCCAGGUGACGGCUGGGGUCCUCGUCUACUUCAACAUGGGCAAGCUGAAGCAAGAGAUGGACAGUGUCGUGACCAAGCUCAUUCAGAACUACACGCACGGUCAAGAGGACAGCCUUCAGGAGGCCUGGGACUACGUGCAAGCUCAGGUGAAGUGCUGCGGCUGGGUCAGCUUCUCCAACUGGACAGAAAAUGCCGAGCUCAUGAAUCACACCAGCAUCACCUACCCCUGUUCCUGCGCGAACCACAGCAAGGAGGACGGCAGCCGGCAGCCGCCGCAGACGGGCUUCUGCCAGGCCCCCGCUGGCAACGAGACCCAGAGGGGCAACUUCCCUGAAGAGUGGCCGGUGUACAAGGAGGGCUGCAAGGAGAAGGUGCAGGCCUGGCUGCGGGAGAACCUGGGUGUCAUCCUCGGCGUGUGUGCGGGCGUCGCUGUCGUCGAGCUCCUGGGGAUGUUCCUGUCCAUAUCCUUGUGCCGGCACGUCCAUUCCGAAGACUACAGCAAGGUCCCCAAGUACUGAGGUGGCUGCUGCCCCCACUCCCUGCCUGUCCUCCAACCUCAGGGCUCCUAGGGGGUCUCCUCGGCUCCCCCCCCCCCCCUGACUCCAGGCCUGCAUCCCACUUCACUGCCCAGAUCCCUUGUCCGUCCUGUGUUGGCUGCAAGUGGGGGGCUUCCUGGGGCCUGGACCCCUCUCCUUUGCUUUUCCGCCACCAGCCUUAAGCCCCAGCUAUUCUGUGGCUCCUCCACGCGCUGUCUGCCAGGGUUGUCUUCGCAACUCAGCGAAAAUGCUCCCUGCAAAGGUGGGCUGGGUUUCUACCUGCCUUGGGGGCUGUAUGUAUUGUAUGGGAGAAAGUGUAUUAGAAACUCGGGAGUGGGGUAGAUAAGGCACCCUGGGCUGUCAGGUGACUGCCCACUGUGUCGUGGGUCAGCUCUGUUUCCCCUGUGAUGCUCCUAGCCUUGGUUUCCACAUUUCCAUGGAGAUAGUGGGAGAGGGUGGGCUUUCCCUGACAAAAGACAUAGCACCCCUUCCUCAGCCUGACCCAGCCCCCCAGGCAGCUCAGAUCCGCCUGGGCCGCGCCAUGGGGGCUGGGCCUAGGGGAGCUGGGCUGAAGGGGGUCUGCCUGGGCAAGAGGGUCCGGACUGGCCCCGGGCUGCCUCGGGAAUCAGAGGGGUGAGCCCUCCGGGUGUGGACGAAACUGGCACUACAUCUGCCAGGACCCUGAGCUGUCCAGGGAAGCGAGAGGAUGCUCUCUCCUGUCCUCUGUGCCCCAGGGAAUGGGUGGGUAAGGCUGUGCCUUCUAGCAGGGUGGGGAGGGGCCCUGCGCACAAUUCUGUAAAACGUGGUUGAUGGAUUAUUAAAGAGGAUUUGUAACAAUCCCGCCUGCCGUGGUGGCGAUGCUGCUUCCCAGGGUAGGGGGAGGACCAAAAAGGAGAGGUAAUGUGCACGGCACGGCCGGGUCUGCAGGGAAGAGUGACGGGCACCUCACUGCUGUCCCCAGGACAGGGGGCCCUUUUAGGGCAGCUCUGGACCCCUGUGCACGCUGGUACAUGAGAUGUGUGACUCCUGGCUCUGGUCCGUUUGCCUGGCUGCCGGCACGGCUGGGGUUUGAUUUGUGUGUUCAAGCAGGUGUAGAUGGUGUCCCUAGGACUGGCCUCUGAGACCAGGGUACAGGUGCCCCUGAGCUGGCCGUGGGGGUGGGUCCGUGAAGCCACAGAAUAAACCCCGCCUCUUUCUAGAGCAUUUGUUUUUCACAAAGGAAGGAAAUAUUUUCAUAUUAAAGAAAUGUGAUGGAGUAAGAUGUGCAAAAUUCAGGAGGUUUCUAAAGAUGCAAGAUGAGACUUUAAAGGACGCUCUUCCUUGUACACAGGGGUGAGCCCUAGCACACCCCCCGCCCAGCAUCCUGAAGCCCAGGGGAGAUGCUCAGAUGGCAGAUGUGCCAUCA
Messenger RNA from Hippopotamus amphibius kiboko, 2546 nucleotides. It is a transcript of the gene CD82, whose product is annotated as CD82 molecule. Gene Ontology annotation, cellular component: membrane. Bases 314 to 1123 code for a protein of 269 amino acids. The transcript is spliced from 9 exons. The record is from RefSeq and is a predicted model, not a curated record. NCBI's taxonomy places the organism in Eukaryota, Metazoa, Chordata, Mammalia, Artiodactyla, Hippopotamidae.